Molecule: messenger RNA, 1644 nt
Organism: Aphanomyces astaci
Lineage: Eukaryota; Oomycota; Saprolegniomycetes; Saprolegniales; Verrucalvaceae
Exons: 4
Coding region: 56-1567 (503 amino acids)
Cellular component (GO): nucleus
Molecular function (GO): mRNA binding
Source: RefSeq, a predicted model, not a curated record
UAUUUUUCUGACCAUUCGUGUCCGCGGCGUCCGUGGCAGUGCGAAGGACGAAUCGAUGAGUACUGCACCAACUCUAAGUGGAGAUGCGCUGAAAGAAGCGUUGAAAAGCCAAGUGGAAUUCUACUUCUCCAAGGCCAACCUCAUCAAUGACACGUUCCUUGUCUCGCAAAUGAACUCCCAAUUGUAUGUUCCCGUGGACGUGAUUGUGGGCUUCUCCAAGAUCAAGCAGCUCACCACCGACGUCGCGUUGGUCAUCGACUCCAUCAAGGACUCCAAGGUAUGCUCGUCGAGCCCCGAAGGCGAUGCCAUCAAGCCCAACAUCAAGUCGGAACGCAACACGAUCAUCCUUCGCGAAAUUCCUUCCGCCACCGAGCCCAAGGACGUGGAAGCAAUCUUCGAAGGCUGCGGCACUGUCGCAAGCGUGCGUAGUGACGUCGGCGACACGUGGUUCGUGACCAUGGCCACGGAAGAAGACGCCGUGAACACGCUCUUGGCGCUUCGCUCCAAGACGUUCCACGACGCGCCCAUCAAGGCGCGCCUCAAGUCGGAGAACGUUCUGCGCUCGUUCCUUCCAGAUGCGAGUGCCGCCCCGUCCGCGACCGCCACGCCGUACCAGCCCACGAACGGAUCUAUCUACGGCAACACGCCGUACUACAACCAGGCGGUGCCCAACGCGUUCGGUGUGCAAUACGCCGGUCGCACUCCGUUGACCAAGCCCGUCAAGGCGGCAAAAGCGGCGUCUAAGAAGGCCGCCGGUGCCACGCCCGCCGCCGCGGGACCCACGACCCCCACAAACGCAAAGAAGUCCAAGAAGAAGAAGGACGUUUCGACGGCGCCCGCUUCCAAAUCCGUCGGCAAACACAGCGAACGCCAGCCGAUCCUGAACUCGGCCAACUUUCCGCCGCUCCCGCUCACGAGCUCCAAUGGCGCCGACAUCACCUACAAGUACAGCCACGACGACAUUAUGGAGAUUGUCAAGCACAUGGAUGACACAGACGUCCUCCUUCCCGCGGGCAAGAUGGACUUUGAAACCCACGAGAGCGCGCUCACCCCCGUCGCGCACCCAGAUUUGCUCAAGAACCAGCGCACGUACAGUAUCGAACAGGCGCGGGAGGCGCUGCGUCAAGGCCGCCCCAUCCGCAGUGACUCGGUCGGGUCGGUCGACUACGAAAGCCUCAUGUACGGUGAAGAAUACACCAAGGAAGCGCGUGAGUUGCGCGCGGCCGCUGCCAAGGACGUCCCGGCGAAGGAGGUGAAGGUCGCUUCCUCGACGGCCACGGUGGUCGGAGGCUACGCGGCGGCGUUGAUCCACGGCACCCCCGUGGUGUCGCCCAAGAAAGCGGUAAAGGUGGUGGCGGACGUGGAUGUGGAAGCGUCGGCAGACAAGAAGGACAAGGCUGCUCCCGCGACCGAGAAGAAGACCCCCAAGAAGAAGAAGGACAAGGCCGCGGACGCGCCUCCUUCAGCGGCGCCCGUGGUGCUGACUGGCGCGUGGGGCGGACGGUCGUUUGUGGACGUCGUGACCAAGCCCAAGGAGGGUACAUCAGUAGAAAAGGAAGAUGAAUGAAUAGGGAGAGGAGGCGGCCGUGACGGGGAUGGUGUGUUGCAUUUUAGAGAUAAUACAUGGACAUUUUUGCAUGACUA